This is a messenger RNA of Verticillium dahliae VdLs.17, 1578 nucleotides long. Its product is annotated as inner membrane magnesium transporter MRS2. The record is from RefSeq and is a predicted model, not a curated record. Gene Ontology annotation, cellular component: mitochondrial inner membrane. Gene Ontology annotation, biological process: mitochondrial magnesium ion transmembrane transport. The transcript is spliced from 4 exons. Lineage: Eukaryota; Fungi; Ascomycota; Sordariomycetes; Glomerellales; Plectosphaerellaceae. Bases 1 to 1578 code for a protein of 525 amino acids. Gene Ontology annotation, molecular function: magnesium ion transmembrane transporter activity.
AUGAGCUCAGCACUUCGAGGACCGGUGCCUUCAUUCCACCUGUUGCGCUUCUUGCGAUCCCAGACCGAACACGCCUCGCCAGGCUCUCGAUGCACCAUCACAUCAUGCUCCAGACAGAGCUCGCCAACACCACGACGGCCGCCAAGAUGCCUCGCCAGGCUGGAGACCCGACGCUCGAUUUCCACACCAUGUAGCCUUCUCGCCACCCGGCCCCUGCGGUCACGAACACAAGCAUCAGUGCAGACACAGUCUACACUGAUGAAUGCCACGGCAGGCCUGCCAUCAGCGACAUGCUUCAGCACAACGAGCACGCGCCGGGAGAAGCAGGUCGACGACGCCGGCAAGACCGAGAGGGCACCCUCGUGGAAGGAGAAGCUCUGGGGCGUCGGUGCCAGGCGUGGUGCCAAGCCGCUCCAGCCCACCGACCUGCCGACCCACGACCAAGUUGGCGACGGCAGCUCCAUGUUCAACUACCGCCGCAUCCUCACGGCCAAGGCCGCCUCGGAACCCCGUCUGCGGUGUACCGAGGUCGACGAGGACGGCGAGGUCAUCCUCGUCGAUGGCGAGUUCAAGAAGACGGAGCUCAUUGCCAAGUACGGCCUGCUGCCUCGCGAUCUGCGCAAGAUUGACUCGUCCAACCUCCCCCACAUCCUCGUCCGCCCGUCGGCCAUCCUCCUGAACCUGCUCCACCUCAAGGUCCUCAUCAAGAAGGACCGCGUCCUCCUCUUUGACAUUUACGGCUCCAAGACGUCCUACCCGCAGUCGGCCUUCAUGUACGACCUCCAGGGCAAGCUCAAACAAAAGAUCCCCCAGGGCGGCGGCGGCCUCGAGGCCGACUUUGAGGCGGUGCGCGACCCCGUCAUCCGCAUCCUCAGCGAGCUCGAGGACGACAUUGACCGCCACAAGCUGCGCGUGCUGCUGAUCCUGUCCAAGCGCGUCAGCACCUUUGAGCAAAAGGCCAAGCUCGUGCGCGACGCCAUCGAGGAGCUGCUCGAGGCCGACGACGACCUCGCCGCCAUGUACCUCACCGAAAAGGCCCACGACCUGUACCGCGGCGAGGACGACCACACCGAGGUCGAGCUGCUGCUCGAGUCGUACAACAAGCUGUGCGACGAGAUUGUGCAGGAGGCGCAGAAUCUUGUGUCGAGCAUUCGCAACACCGAGGAGAUCAUCCGCGCCAUCCUCGACGCCAACCGCAACUCGCUCAUGCUGCUCGAGCUCAAGUUCAGCAUCGGCACGCUGGGCCUCGCCAUGGGCACGUUCCUCGCGGGCCUCUACGGCAUGAACCUCGAAAACUUCAUCGAGGACACCAACUGGGGCAUGGGCGCCGUGACGGGCGUGUCCGUCCUCUUCUCGCUCAUCGUGUGCUGGUACGGCCUCAUCAAGCUGCGCAAGGUCCAGCGCGUCAAGAUGAUGUACGACGAGCGCGGCGGCGGCGGCCUCGGCGGCAGCCUCGGGUCGCGGCAGCACUGGUUCAAGGACGACGGGCCGGCGCAUCUGCUGCAGGCGACGAACCGCGAAAAGUUUCGUCGCCUGGCGGGGCAGAAGGCGGCCAAGGCGACGCGGCGGUGGAUCUAG